AUGUCCGCCACCAUGAGAUCAGCGAGACUGGUGCGCAGCAGCACUGCGUUGAGGCCAGCUUUGGCGGGCCGCUCUGGCUCCAGCGCUCUGGGCUCGGUUUCUUUGGCUGCUGCGAGCAACGCCCUCCGAAAUGGACGACGCUACCCAUCGCAGGUCUCGGCUCUCGCUAUCUUAGUGCCUCACCGGGGUUAUGCGACUGAGCAAUCCACUUCCUCGUCUUCACAGUCAUAUCCGCCCCCCGGCUUCAAUGCUGAGCAAGCAAAGAAGCCGAUCCCCCAUGAUCAGGUGCAGUCGACGCAAGCACCUGCGAAGCCAGAGAAUGUUGCGCCAGGAUCUACGGACACAAAAGUCGCUGCAUCAACGGAGGCUCCUGCUGCAGAAGCCGAGAAGAAUGCUUCUGGAGAGAAGGAGGCAAAGAAGUUGACCAUGGGACAAAAGUUCAAGAAGGAGUUGCAGCACUACUGGGACGGUACCAAGCUGCUCGCCACAGAGGUCAAGAUCAGCACCCGAUUAGCAGUGAAGAUGGCCUCCGGAUAUGAGCUGAGCCGGAGAGAACAUCGCCAGCUGCAACGUACCACCAAGGAUCUGGGCCGAUUGGUUCCUUUCUCCGUCUUCCUCAUCGUUCCCUUCGCGGAGCUCCUGCUACCCGUCGCGCUGCGUAUCUUCCCCAAUCUUCUCCCUAGCACCUACGAGGGCAAGAAGGCUCGUGAGACCAAGGCUCUGAACCUGAGCUCAACCCGCAAGGAAGUGUCAAGCUUCCUCCGCAACACACUUCGUGAGACUGGUCUGCCCUUGACUGCAGCCACCGUGAAGAACGAGGAAUUCGCGGAUUUCUUCCGCAAGAUUCGCACCACUGGCGAAUCGCCCUCGACCGAGGACGUCAUCAAGGUCUGCAAGAUCUUCAAGGAUGACCUGACCCUGGACAACCUUUCCCGUCCUCAGUUGGUCGCUAUCUGCCGGUACAUGAACCUGAACUCCUUCGGAACUGACGCUAUGCUCCGCUACAACAUUCGCCACCGUAUGCGCCAGAUCAAGCGUGACGACCGUGCUAUUUUCUACGAGGGCGUGGAUUCUCUGUCCGUCCCGGAGCUUCAGAUGGCCAGUGCCUCGCGUGGCAUCCGGACCCACGGUGUCUCUCCUGCCCGCCUGCGCGAGGACCUGAACAUGUGGCUUGACCUGCGUCUGCAGCAGGGCGUUCCCUCCACCCUGCUCGUUCUAAGCAACGCCUACAUGUACACUCAGGGGGGCAAGGAGUCGGAGAUGGCUUCUCAGAUCGAUGCCUUGAAGUCGGUGCUUUCUAGCAUCCCCGAGGAACUGUUCCACGAGAUCGAGCUCGAGGUCCACAAUGCCGAGGGCGCUGCCACCAACAAGCAGCGCCUGGAGGUCAUCAAGGAGCAGGAGGAGCUGAUUGAGGAGGAGAACGAGCAGAACAGCGAGAACGAGGAUAAGGGGGUUCCGGCGCCUAAGGACACCGAGGACAUUGAUGACAAGGAGGAACACAAGCUCGACGCUUCUGCCAACAGCACCGAGAAGCAGCAGUCCGCUGAGGCCAACGAGGCGCUGAAUGAGGGGGCCCAGGCUGAGCCCAGGGGCGAGAAGAAAGACGGCAGCUCUUAG
Messenger RNA from Penicillium chermesinum, 1617 nucleotides. RefSeq names its product MRS7 family protein. The coding region runs from base 1 to 1617 and encodes 538 amino acids. The transcript is spliced from 3 exons. The record is from RefSeq and is a predicted model, not a curated record. Gene Ontology annotation, biological process: intracellular monoatomic cation homeostasis. NCBI's taxonomy places the organism in Eukaryota, Fungi, Ascomycota, Eurotiomycetes, Eurotiales, Aspergillaceae. Gene Ontology annotation, cellular component: mitochondrial inner membrane. Gene Ontology annotation, molecular function: ribosome binding.